AAAAUAUGAAGUGUUGAUUGUUAGUUAAUAAUAUUUAUACAAUGAUUAUCAGAAAUUUUUAUUACUAUUUAAUAAUUGUUAUAAUAUUGUUGUUAAUUGAUAUACCUAAAGGUUUUUCUAUUGAUUUAAAUGUACGAAUUAUAAUACCAGAGAAUGUUUACGAAAAUGAUUCAAUCACCCUGUACUGUUUAUAUGAUCUAGGAAAUCAAGCAUUAUAUGCAGUAAACUGGUAUCGUGGAGAACAUGAAUUUUUCCGGUAUAAUCCACAAGACGUUCCUGCAUACAAAAUGUGGCCUUACAUAAAUAGCCAAUACAAUAUACCUGUUGAAAUAUCAAAUUCUGAUGAAAAUAAAGUUACAUUUAAAGCUGUAAAUAAAAUACUAAGUGGAAAUUUUACUUGUGAAGUGACUACAGAUGUACCUCUUUUUUCAAUUGGUUCGGCAACGGCUUUGUUAAAGAUUAAAUCAAAACAACCGAUGAACAUACAAGAAUCAUAUUCACAACCUAGAUCGUCAUCAAAUACCUUUUAUUACACAAGUGUUCAAAAUACUCAAAAAUAA
This is a messenger RNA of Chrysoperla carnea, 560 nucleotides long. RefSeq lists its product as uncharacterized. The record is from RefSeq and is a predicted model, not a curated record. The coding region runs from base 42 to 560 and encodes 172 amino acids. NCBI's taxonomy places the organism in Eukaryota, Metazoa, Arthropoda, Insecta, Neuroptera, Chrysopidae. The transcript has 5 exons.